Marchantia polymorpha subsp. ruderalis is the source of this 6130-nucleotide messenger RNA. Lineage: Eukaryota; Viridiplantae; Streptophyta; Marchantiopsida; Marchantiales; Marchantiaceae. The record is from the annotation of a GenBank genome assembly.
GGGUCAUUUCACUUCCCUCGACGGCCCAAGAUCGUCCAAGAAGGGUGUUGUUAUAUUGAAGUGCUCCGAUAUAAGUUCCAUAAGAACCGCAGGAGAUAACUCCUGAGACAGUUGAAAUAACAAACAGCAGAUUGCGUACAGACGGGCCCGAUUCUAGAUUUUAAAGCCCAAGGCGGAGAGAAACCUGGUAGGCGUGAACGUUUGUUAACUCCAGGGCUUGGGGUGGUGGUGUCAGAGAAGUAGCUUACAACGAGUAGCUCACGCAAACGUCUGAGAAUUUUGAAAGUUUCAAAAGGAUUGAAAACACGAAUACAUAGAGUGCAUGCUGUGGCACCGAGAAGGAUUGUCUCGAACGUUUGGAGCCACCGGAAAGGAGCUUCAUGACUUAAAGGUUGAGUUGCUGUCCCGACUGUGUGUAGCACCUUUUCGAUAGGUACUCAGGCUUGGGCUUACUCCAACAUAUUUAUUAGCAGUGCUCAAUUUUCGGAGGUCUGUCGUAUCAGCAUUGUUGGCUUGCCAGCGAGGGAGUAGUUUCGGGACACAUGACAGGGUGGGAAUGGACGAGGAUUUGCGAAGAAGGUGGGGACUUGUUUCGUGAGUGUUGUGCUUGGUCGUAAAUGUGUAAUCGUAAGAGAAUUUGCGUCGGUAGGUGAAGUUUAUACGAUGGGUUUGAUUACAGUCGAGCUCUGUAAGCAAACCGGGAGGUGAAGACGUAGCAUUGUGGCGAUGGAUAAACCCCCGCAGCCUUCUUCGAUUCUACCUUCAAGAUAUACUUCAGUGUUUUCACAUAUUUCAUCAAAGUGGGGGAGGGAAGCAAAUUUGGACAGUGGAGAGAUUCGUCGACCUUAGACCAAUGAAGUAAUUGACUUCAGUUCUUGUGCUAUCCACACGCACACCAUGGCACGAACAGUUGCUUGUGCUGUUAAGGCACUAGUGCCAGACACAUCUUGGUGCCUCGAGAUGCCGUCCUCCUGGGAAUUAGGUACAAAGCCUCUACAAGGGUGGAGGAGACUUGGGGCUGGGGACGGAAUUCAAAGGAGUCGGAGAGAACAGAUUGCUGAGUGCAUCACUUUACUCAGUAGAAAAUUUGUUGAUAAUACUUUCUUGGGUUCAGUUGAAGAGGGAACACUUGUUAUGGAUGAGUUGGAAUCUGAUUCGGAAGGCAACAUUAAUGGAGGCAGGCGGAAGAUAAUGUGGAGAGAGGAGGGAAGUAAUUCUCGCUCAGAAGCGUCGGUUCCAAAGGGUGCAGGCAGUUCUCUUCUGGUACCAGGAGUAGAUAUUCCAGUAUCUCUGGAUCCUUCCGCCUCUCACUCCAGCGCCUCAGAAUUUAAAAAUGCUGACAGCUUUGUUUCAGAGCAAGAGGAGUAUGAAUCCAAGAAUGAUGAUGGUCUAGAGUCAAGAGAUCAACAAUGCUUAACAGAGGAUGACGUUAACUCUACUGAUAUGCAAGCUUAUAAUUUCAAGAUAUUCAGAAGUGGUGAUGUGAAAGACAAGCAACCAGCUUCUAUACUUGACCUUGUCUUCGAUGGCAAAGAAGGUGAAGAAUAUGAGGUGAAGUUGAUCUUGAUUGCAUCUCUGUCUGAACAUUCCACCACAAAUUACAUGCGCACAAUUGAUUCAUGGACGAUGCGACCUGACGAGAACGCUCAGCUGGUGCUGUACGUAAGGGAAGCUACAGCUGCCACAGAAGCUAAGAGUACAUGGAUUAAACUUUGCACAGCAGCCAAGAGAUUCGAGGCUGCGAUUGAGGAUUGUCUUAUCAUAGUUGAAUUUUUGGAGCUUGCUAUGAAAUGGGGGAGGAAGUUAAAGAAAGCCCAAACCUAUUACAACAAAAUCCAGAGAAACCUUGGUGUAGACAAGCCUAAGAUCAGGAAUGUCUUGAAGAAGAAUUAUAACUUGGUCGUCAAAAAGUUUGCUCGGAAAGGAAGAGUACCACAACUACGAAAUGUGACGAUUAUAAAAAGAAUGGAGGAAAAUUUGAUUUUGAGGCAUCAGACGAAUGUGCCACUUUGCAAGACCCUGAAGAGCGGAUUCCAGAAUAAAAUAGCCAAUGCGAUCAAAUCGGUGUCUAAGCGCAAGCGCGUGGUGGAGUCAGAUCCCGAAAAUAUUGAUGAUAGCGGAGACCAGAAGAAAAUAGCUCUGGUGAAGAAAAAUACUUCUAAACGCAAGCGGGUGGUGGAGUCUGAAACGGAAGGCGAAGUUGAUGCCGGGACCGAUGAGGAAGAUCUGAAGCCGCUAUUGCAGCGAGACUUUAAGCGAAAGAAGAGGCGACGCUCAGAGACUAUGUCUACUAUGGAUGACCAGAUGAAGGUUGGAAGUGUCGAGGAGGAAGGUGUUAGUUCUUCAAAGAGAAUUGAACCGAGAGACAUUUCUAGUUCAGAUAAAAUACUUGAAGUUGCAGAGGUGAGAGAGCUCGAAGGUUUAAAGGAGACUCUUGAUGUUGCAGAAAAUUCUUCAGAAAUUUCGAAUGAUUUUAAAUCCACCAGUGAGAAGACCGAAGUUCCAGCGAAGACCUCCCUUGCUGCUGUGAACACUGAGGAAAGUGCAGAGCCGCCGGUGUUACCAGCUGACUACAACAAAAAACCUGCCGAGCCGCAAUUAUCUUCAGUUUUUACUGCAAUUUACAGUGAAGAUGACAUUCCUGAGGACUUAGAUAGUGAUGACGAGGAGGUUGGAGAUGCAGCAUUUUGUGCAAUAUGUGAUGAUGGCGGUGACCUCCUCUUCUGUGAUGGUCCCUGCGUUCGAUCCUUCCAUGCGUCCAUAGAAGCUGCCAAGGCGUCUUCUGAGUCAAUGUGUAGAUCAUUGGGAUUUACGUCGGAAGAUGUGAAGGAAAUGGGAAGCUGGCGAUGUCCUAAUUGCGAGUAUAAGCGCCAUCAAUGCUUCAUAUGCGGCAACUUGGGCAAUAGUGAAGGGGCAAACAAGGAGGUGUUUUUAUGUGAUGUUGCUCUUUGCGGACGCUUUUAUCAUCCGGAGUGUCUUGGUGGCUUUACAAAAUUGACCAAGAGGGAGAUCGCUACAUUCGCGAAGAAUAUCAAAGAUGGAACGGAGUCGGUCUUUUGUCCUGCACAUAAUUGUUUAGAAUGUGGGAAAGGUGAAGAAGAGGGAGGAAUCGACAACUCAAUGAAGCUCGCGAAAUGUCGACGCUGUCCGAAGGCUUACCAUAAGAGUCAUUUACCUCUAUCUAUAUCUUUCGAGGAGACUGAAGAUGAGCCAAUAAGGGCUUGGGAAAUUGGAGAGGAGGACGAACCUGUGAAGCGGCUAGUCAUUUAUUGCACAAACCAUAGUAUUGAUAAAAACCUCAACACGCCGAAGCGGGAUCAUAUAAAGUGGCCUGAAGAAUAUGAUAGGAAGAAGAGGAAAGAAGACUAUGACCGAAAGGAGAGGAAAGAAUUUGAAAGGAAGUCUGCAGAGGAGUAUAAAUUACUUAACAGGGCGAGAAAACAUCAAAGGGAAAGGUGUGAAUCUGAAGGAGAGGAACGGUUUUCGAAAUCCUUCCCCAGUACGCCUUAUCGAGAGCCUAAAGCAAUCCAUAAGAAGCCGGACGUGAGGAAAAUCAUUGCAAAACUGUCUCCACAGGCACGAACCGUCAAGCCACACGUUGCACAGAGUGACCGACACUUUUCUUCUAGCUUAGGGCACGCAGCUCAGUAUAAACCGGACUGUGGCAAAAGAGCACCAGUAGCUGAGUUGCCGAUGCCGAUCUCUGAGGAAACUAUUCUGAAGAGAAUCAAGUCGAUCACAGAGAGCGCAGCUUCGAUUGUUACAGUGGAAAGUGUCCAUAAUGGUUUAUUCCAUCCCAGUUGUUAUACUAGUUCCAAGAGAAGCAUCAUACGUAACGGAGACUUAUACUCUAUCAUAAAUGCUAUGACAAGAGCCGCGGAGAAGGUUAGUGCAGGGGGAAGUAUUGAAGAUGCAAAGCGCAUCUGUCCAGCAGCUGCAUUCAAUUCUCUAUUACGGAGUGAGGAUUCUUUGAAAAUAUAUCUUGCCCCACUGCUGCAUGGCACGCGAUACACAUCCUUUGGACGUCAUUUUACGAAUCCUGAAAAGCUGAAAGAGAUUAUCGAAAGGAUACAUUGGUACAUCGAUGAUGGAGACAUGGUGGUGGACUUUUGCUGUGGUGCGAAUGAUUUCUCCAUACUCUUGAAAGAGAAGCUGGACAGCGUCGGGAAGAAAUGUGAAUACAAAAAUUUUGACAUUCAUUCGACAAAAAAUCCUUUCAAUUUUACAAAACUUGACUGGUUCCAAAACAGAGGUGUUGGAUUUGCUGAGGGAAAGAAACUUGUCAUGGGUCUGAACCCACCUUUCGGUUCUAAAGCAGCUCUCGCUACCAAAUUUGUCGAGCAUGCCAUGCAAUUUAGGCCCAAACUUCUCGUGCUGAUAGUGCCCCCAGAAACAAUGGAUGGAGGAAGAAAAUAUGCUCAGCAUAACUACAAACUUGUAUGGCAAGACGCAAGCCUUCUCUCUGGAAAGUCAUUUUACUUGCCAGGGUCCCUGGAUAGAAGCGACGAGGGGAAUUUGACUCAGUGGAACACUGUGGCGCCUCCACUCUUCCUUUGGAGUACUGUAGAAAUGCUCCAAAAACAUCAACAUAUCGCUCUCCAACAUAAUCAUAUUCGGAGUAUAGCUGAUGGAUCCGAGGACCAACACUUAGAGAAGUUACAAGAAGAUCCCUUCCAAGUAUCAGCUAUGCAUCAGCACAGUUUGAAAGUGCAGGUGGACAUUCCUCCAGUCCAUAUUCUGAAGACUCCUACUCCUUCUCCGACUGGAUUGAAAGGGCACACAUCAGGGGAUCUAGCAAAUAUUCGUAAACCCCCAGAAUCAGAAAAAGGUUCGGCUGUGCCUCCUUCGAGUGAGCAAAGUGCUCCUUUCAGCCCUCCUGUCAGAACUCCGCGAAGCUCAUCUUCAAGUUCUCAAGAGGGACACAUUCCGGGUCCAGUUUCAAGUACUAAUCGUUCCUCCAUCAACCGGAACCAGCCCUUUGCUGGAAGAGGACUCGGGGCAGGACUAGUCGAUAAUUGGUUGCCUCCCAAAAGUGAACGGGAGAAAUGUUCAAAAGUGGUUCAUUCGGAUCUUGGGCACAACCGAAAUCUCGUAGGCAUGCAUGGCAACCAUCAUCCAUCAGCAGCAACACGAAGGCCUGGACUGCCAGAAGGCCUAGAUCAUCGUGGGGUUCAAGCGGACCAACCAGCUUAUAUGCCGCAUCCUUCUAGUCUUCUCAAUACGCGACAGCAUGGAUUUCCACCUGGGCAGAGAGAACAACCACCAUUCAGAAUGACGCAGUUCUCUCAAGAUGUACCACCACAUCUACCUCCGCUUCCGCUUCCGCGGAUGCAGCGUAAACCCCCGCCAUCAGCAACAGCACCACCUCUUGGAUCACCGAGUCCAUCGACAGAGACUGGAAUGCAAUCACGUCGACCUGUUCACCCAAAUGUGCGACCCGGUCCCGCUCCACCCCGAUGGCCGCCAGGGCCCCUACCUCCUCCGCCUCCAAUGUUCCCGCAAGGUAUGCAUGGGCCUCGCAUUCAAAUGCCGGUUCAUCAAGGCCAUCGUUUGCAGGGUCGGCCUUUGAUGCAUCCCCAUCUUCAAGGUGACGUCGGCCGGGCCGGUGGUUUGGAAUUUGGCUUUCCUUUCGGAAGUUCAGGAUUUACACGGAACAGAAGCGGUGAAGCCAGUUUUGGGAGACUUCCUCUUCCCCCUCCUCCCCCUCCACCCCCUCCUCCCAGGGGGGGCACGCCUUUUGGGGGUCCACCGAGUUUUGGUUCUGGAGGGUGGAUUGAGGAUUGAUCACGCUCUUGUCUCUGCCUUCGAAGAGAAACUGUUGAAUGCAAUUUGUUUGGUUCAUGUAGUAGCUGCAGCCAGAAAGGGAGCACGUAGUGGAGUUUCGUAGCUAGAAGAGAUUUUUCGCGGCUAACCUCGCUCGUGUGAAAGAGCAGGUUGUCUGAAGAAAAACGUUGCAGCUAGAUUCAGAUCCUCGCUGUUCCAAAGUAGCCACGGAUGAGUCUAACAUGCGCGGGUUUUCUAAGUUCAGAUGAGGAAUUGUCAAGAAUAUUGCGAAUUUUUGUUAUGUAUAUAUCUAAUGUCCCACUUCAACCGAUGCCUUCGAGCAAAUGACAUUUUAGUGAUAAGUGAU